Recurvomyces mirabilis is the source of this 201-nucleotide messenger RNA. RefSeq lists its product as uncharacterized. NCBI's taxonomy places the organism in Eukaryota, Fungi, Ascomycota, Dothideomycetes, Mycosphaerellales, Teratosphaeriaceae. Bases 1 to 201 code for a protein of 66 amino acids. The transcript has 3 exons. The record is from RefSeq and is a predicted model, not a curated record.
AUGCCUUCAGGUCAAGGAACGGGCACAAACCCGAUUCACAACAAGAAGCCCAAGAAGGAAAAGAAGGAGGAAGACGAGGAGGACAAGGCAUUCAAGGACAAGCAGGCAGCUGACAAGAAGGCACGAGAUGAGAUGGCCAAGAAAGCUGGAGGAAAAGGCCCGCUGGGUGGUGGUGGGAUCAAGAAGAGUGGGAAGAAGUGA